Messenger RNA from Amphiprion ocellaris (clown anemonefish), 5525 nucleotides. RefSeq names its product rho GTPase-activating protein 24-like. The transcript is spliced from 10 exons. Gene Ontology annotation, biological process: signal transduction; negative regulation of Rac protein signal transduction; negative regulation of ruffle assembly. Lineage: Eukaryota; Metazoa; Chordata; Actinopteri; Pomacentridae. The record is from RefSeq and is a predicted model, not a curated record. Gene Ontology annotation, molecular function: GTPase activator activity. Bases 1504 to 3534 code for a protein of 676 amino acids. Gene Ontology annotation, cellular component: focal adhesion.
AGAGAGAGAGGGAGAUAAAGAGGGAGAGAGGGAAUGAGACAGAAGGACAAAGAGAGGGACAGCAGAUAGGAAGGGAUGGAGUGAAGGAGGAGGAGAGGGAUGGAGAAGACGUGGACGUUCUCAUGGACAGAUGUGGUUUGGAAAAUGGAGCAGGACGUCCAGCCAGAGAGCUGAUAAAGCAGAGAGGAUGGAGCUGACAUCACGCUGUCCUUCUUUCAAUCUCUGCUGAGCAAAAAUAUGACAUGAAAGCAGAAAGACGGAGGAAGAAGCAGGUGGAAUAAUCUGAUCCCAGAUGAAGCAGCAACAGGAGACGCUCCAAAGACACGAUGUUGGAAAUGGUGGGGAGAGGUGCACAGAUGAAGACUCCUGUUCUCUGCAUGGACGUUUGAUCUGCUGAUGUUCCAGCGGGAGGAACCGGAGCAUCGGACUUUCUGCAGGUUUUGUUGCUGCAGUCGUUUUGUCGUGAACCAGCGGGAUGUCAGCAUCUGCAGCAGCUCUGGAGAGAAGGUUCUGGUGGAGAACGGUGGAAAUGCUACUUACAGGAAAAUGUUGCUUCAGUGACUGAUGGACUGAAUCUAUCUGCAUCCAGUGGAGAAAAUUACCCUCAGAAAAACCCGAGAAGAAGAGUCUUGGUGCAAAGUUGGCUGCAACAUCCUGGGAUUUUUCUCCUUCUGUGACUUCAUAUUCAACAAGAACUUCUUUUAAAGGCAGUUUCUCCAACAGUCUCUCCUCUUCCUCCCAUCCCUAACAUCAAGAACAGGACAAUUCAAUUCAUUCAUCAUUUAUCCACCAGGCCUUGAAGAUAUUUAUCCAAAUUAGAUCUCAGCAAGUCUCUUUAAUAUACAUAUCAGAGACCAGCCUCUUGUAAAGGCUAGAAAACCAACUCAAGGUGACUUUUCAAGAUUUUCUAUCAACUAUUCUGCCCAUUUAGGCCCAAUUGAAGGUACAAUACCAGAAAAUCUCCACAAGGCCUCCUAUAUCCAUCCUUUGGCUCCUCCUUUGGUUUUUAUAUUCCUCAGACUUCAGAGUUUAAAGUUAAAUCUCCACCUGGAACAUUUUGAUGACGUCUAGACUUCUUUUUUAGAAGCAGCAUUUUUGUACUUGCACCACGUUUCACACUGGAAAGUGGAUAAACCGAGAGACGCUCUUUAAGGUUUAAUGUCCAGCAAUUCUCCCAAAUCCACCACAAGUUCUCCUUUAACUUUAGCUUAAGUUCCCCCAAGGACGUCUCUGCACAUCCAUCUCUGUAUGCAAAAAGGUGAAAUUUCAGAGAACCCGUCAAGAGCGUAUCUUUUUAAAGGUUUUUUCCACCAGGGUUGACUCCCUGUGGCCGACCAGGAUGCUAAAAGUGCUGCUAGUUGAAGCUAUGUGGUGACAGGGAAGAAAGACAGGAAGGAAAAGACGAGAAAAACCCAAACCUCUGCUCUCUCCAAUGCUUGAGUUCUUUCACCAGUCUGCAGACAGCGCUCAGGAAGCAGCCGACAGGAGGAGUUCUGCAGCAGCAUGGGCCUCAGCUGCUUCAAGUCCUGGAAACAUGAGAGUAGCGGCCACAAAGGUAACAGAGACGUGUUGGCCAGCCCAGGCUCCUACUUCUUCCUGUCUAACAGUGCCGGUCAGGGAGACGAGUGGCUGAAGAGCCUCAACAAGGGAGUCUGGAUCCCCUUCACAGGGGUCUUUGGCCAGCGUCUGGAGGAGACGGUGCUGUAUGAGCGGCGCUAUGGGGUGCGUUUGGUUCCUCUAGUGGUGGAGCAGUGUGUGAACUUCAUCCGGGAACGUGGCCUCCAUGAGGUGGGCUUGUUCCGUCAGCCGGGGCAGGCCAGUCUGGUCAAACAGCUGCAGGAGGCGUUCGAUUCAGGGGAGAGGCCAUCCUUCGACAGUAGCACAGACGUCCACACGGUGGCGUCGCUGCUGAAGCUCUACCUCAGACAGCUGCCGGAGCCCUUGGUUCCUUACAGCCGCUACCAGGACUUCCUGCUCUGCGGCCAGAAGCUGUCAAGCUACCGAAUGCUGGGUUUGGGAGAUCUGAGGAAACUACUUCACGAGUUACCGGUUGCAAACUUCAAUGUACUGAACUUCAUCUGCCACUUUCUGAAUGAGGUCCAGAGUUACUCCGACUCUAACAGGAUGAGUGUCCAGAACCUGGCCACUGUGUUCGGACCAAACAUCCUCCGAGCCAAAGCCGAGGACCCGCAAAGCAUCAUGGGAGGUGCAGCUCUGGUCCAGGUUCUGAUGUUAGAACUGAUCAGAGAACACAAGUCUCUGUUCUCUAAAAUCCCUCCGUCCGUCUUUGCCCGUCCUCCCGGAGGUCCUCACGCCUCACCGGCCGCCCUGAAGCAGCCUCACCUCCACCCGCUGCCCUGCCUCCGCCAGCUAUCCCUGCCCCUCAUCGCAGAACGCUCUGGAGAACGGGGACAGGCUGCCGCGGACUCAGAGAACACCAGCGCCUCUGCUGCUGCCAGGUCAGACUUCGUCCAGAAGCGACUCCUCGGCCAUCGCUACACCUCCUCCCACCCGGAGAACUGCUUCUACCCGUCGCCCUGCUCCAGUCAACCCGUCCAGAGCCGCUCUGACAGAACCAGCGUAGACUACUACCAGCACUACGCCGGCCGAGAAACGUCCCCCGUAGCAGCCUCCACCUCCAGCCUCCAGCUCCAGGACCCGCUGCCCGACGGCUCCAAGCCCAGAGCGGUGCUGAUGGGCUGGGCUCAGGCCUGGCCUGGCCCGGAGAAGGAAGGAGCUGCUUUCUGGAGGCCUGGAGGUGCCGAGGAGGAGGAGGGUGCAGUUCCAGAAAUAGCCAGCAGGGACAGCAGCCCCUCUGCCUACGAUAACCUGGACCGAGCGUCUCCAUGGCAGGACGACGCUGAUGGACAUCUGGAAGCUACAUCUCUAGGAGAACAUGUGGGUGAAGAGGAGGUGGAGGAGGCGAGGCAGAGGAGGGACUCUUCUUCUUCAUGGUCUUCCUGUGAGGUUCUACCUCUGGAUGACAUGGGGGCAGUUAGUCCUGGUCUGGUACCACAACAGUCCAAGUGUUUACCCACAAGUAGGGCAGCAGAAGAAAACAGCAACAAAGAUGAUGAAGAUGAUGAUGAUGACGUCCACCAUCCUAAUUCCCCGGCCUCUGGUUCUGUGCUCAGUGACAGUCCUCUCAGUACAGGAAGUUCUGAGGUGUUCCUCCCUUCUGGUCCUCCAGACCUCGAGGGCCCCGAGGACCACAAGCAGCCCAGCGACGCUCACUCCCUCCUGGCCGAGCUGAGGCAGCAGAUGGCCAAGCAGAUGGCCGAAUACCAGGCCAGGAUCCAGAAGCUGGAACGUUGCAACAACGUUCUCCAGCGGCAAGUCGCCGUCCUCCGAGUCCGUCUGGAGCAGCAGAAACGCAGCCGGAGCGUCGCCGAGAUAAAGAUCCGCAACAUGGAGCGAGCAAAAGCUGACGCCGACCGCCGGAACUCCACGCUGCAGAGGGAGAUGGAGAUGUUCUUCCAGAUGUACGGAGACUUCAGGAGAGCAGGAGGCAAAGAGAGAACGGGGAGUAUCUGAGGACGGAGAUCAACUGCUGGUUCCAGAAGAUGGUUCCAGAAGAUGAUUUUCCUCCACAAACCUCCAACAACAAGAGCAUCCUGUUCUUUCCUACGGUAAAAUCAAACAUUUUAGAGUUCUAAUGUCCACAUGUGGUGCUUCUACAUAUUCAUCGACCUUCCAGAAAACUCUGAUGGUUCAUUUUCUGCCAGCUACAGCCUCAUUCACAGCAGUAAUAUACUGUAAACCAGGAAAAACAUGUUUGAAUCAUCGCAAUGUCCAAGUUUCCAUUCUUUAACACCUCAGGAGUGCAGUCAACAAGGAUUUCUGACCUCCUUGAUAUCUUUCCUCCUAGAUUUACCUGAAAACAACACACACACAACAUAUUACAUCUUCAAACUUAAAAAAAUUCAUUGUUUUUGAUAAAAUAAAUGUUCAUUUUGAGUUUGAUGUCAGCAAAAUGUUUAAAAAACUUGGAAUUGGUUCAACAAAAGACAGGAAAAGUUGUGUCACGCUAAGAACAAACACCUGGAGGAACACUUCACAACCAAUCAGGAUUUUUCUGCCGACCAAUUUUUGUUCAACUGAUUGCCUGAAUGUAAAAAAGUGUUUUAUUUAGAUAAUUAUAAUAAUUGUCUGGGAGCCAUUUUGAAACGUCUACCAACAUUCUAGUUUUUGUGGUCCAACUUUUCUCACCAAUCAGUUCUGAAAGUUCAAAGAAAAUAAUCUUAUUUUCCUUUUUUGUGACUAAUCAUCUUAAAAAGUUUUUUUUUUCAGUAAAUAUCACUAUUUGACUUCUGCAGUAUCCAUUUUUUGUUAAAGUGAGCUCAAAGAUGGAACUUUUCAUGACAGCUUAAUUAUUUUUUUCAUAUUUAGAUUAUUUGAUUUGUCUAAUAUUAUAAAUUCGGAAACAAUGACCUGAUGUUGAGAAAUUCAUUUCAAUUCAAUUUUAUUUAUAUAGCGCCAAUUACAGUCAAAUUGUCUCGAGACGCUUUACAGAACCCAUAUGCCUGAACCCCCAGAGCAAGCCAAAAGGCGACAGUGGCAAGGAAAACACCCUUUUAACAGGGAAAAAUGACAGUGAAGAUUUAAAGGUAUUAUCUUGAAUAGUUCCUGAGAUUUUAACGUUCAACACAUUUAAACUUCAAUGUGUGAAAAAAUGUGCUGAAAGUUUCUCAAUGGGAAAUUAAAAAAACAAGAAUCUUGGAAAAUAUUUGAUGAUUUUAGAUAAAAUAAACCAAAAACGGUUUUAUUUUCCUCUGAGAUUCAGCUGUAGGUUCAGAGUUUUACACACUUUAAUAUAUUCAGCUACAGUCAGACCUGCUCAUUUUUAUUGAUAAUCCUUAAUAUUUAUGCAUUUCCACACUAGUUCUCCUUCCUUUCUGUGUUGUUUUACUGGAUUUUAAAACUUAUCCAGUGUUUUUUUUAAAACUUGCACCAGGUCUGUUGAAACAUUUGGUACGUUUUGAAAUCAAAAAUACAUCGAUUAUGAGUUUAACAAAAGUCAUAAACUACCAAGAAAAGGACUGUUGUGUUUGCUUCUAAAACACAUGAAAGUCUUUGCGUGGAUGGUGUCUGGAUGAAAAAGUGACUAAAUAAACUAAAUUUAACAGAAAAAGACUGCUCCCUGUGGUUAAGGAAUACCUGAGUGCCUAAACAUUAAUGAACUAUUAAUGGUCUAUUGGACAUUGUAUAAAGAAGCUCAAUUUCUAGUUUUUAUUCCUCAAAGCUUUGUGGAAAAAGUGCUGAAUUAGACACAUAACCAGCAAAAAUAAAAGCAACCUGCAUCUUUUCUGAGUUCUAUUAAAAUAUAAGCAACAAUAAAUGUCAAACUUCUGAGUAGCUGAAUCCUAAAUCCAUCAAGAAUGGGAAAACUUUUCAUUUUCCUGAGUUGUUGGUGAAAUAUAAGGUGAACAGACUCCUGGAGCAACUUCUUAAAAACAUGUUGCUGGAAUCAAACUCAAAAUGAGGAUUAUUUAAAAAAAAAAAAAAAAAAAAAAAAAAAAAAACAA